AUGUUGUUGACCACGACCCGAUGUGUGGUUAGCCGCCGACCUUUGUUCACUCACACCCGGUCCAUCGUCGUGCAACUGGUCCAUCCGGUUCCGCCAUUGUUUCCCACUCUACCUUUCCAGGCUGGUCCAGUGCUAGAUUGGUCCAGUGCUUGCAGGCUGCGAGACGAGACUGGCGUGGGGUUGUCGAUGGUUCUUGAUUUGAGCUCCUCCUCGUUCAGCGAUGGCGUUCUUCAGUUUGCUGCUUCCUUUUUCAGUACGUCAAACAUGAAUUCACACGUUCAAAAACGAGGUCCGCAGGAAGGUUGA
Durusdinium trenchii is the source of this 306-nucleotide messenger RNA. NCBI's taxonomy places the organism in Eukaryota, Dinophyceae, Suessiales, Symbiodiniaceae. The record is from the annotation of a GenBank genome assembly.